Messenger RNA from Staurois parvus, 338 nucleotides. Lineage: Eukaryota; Metazoa; Chordata; Amphibia; Anura; Ranidae. The record is from the annotation of a GenBank genome assembly.
UUACACUUUGCACAAUGCAGUUAAGCAAGUACUGUUCUCUUGGCAACCACCACGUCUCCACUGCUCCAGUAACAGUGUGCUUUACACCACUGCAGCAGACCGUUUACAUUGCACUUGGUGAUGUGGCCUACCACUCCUGGCUGAGUUGCUGUUGUUCCUAGUUGAUUGCACUUUGUUAUAAUACCACUAACAGUUGACAGGUGAAUAUUUAGUAUCAAGGAAAAUACAUGGAUGGACUUAUUGCACAGGUGGCACAUGGUACCACGCUUGAAUUCAAUGAGCUCCUGAGAGCAUCCCAUUCUUUCACAAAUGUUUGUAGAAGCAGUCUGCAUGCCUAG